AUGACCUGCGAGGAUGAAAAGGAUGAUCAGGACUCCGGGAAGUUGAAUGUGAAACUUAAUAGCGUGCAGUCCUUGGCUGUGCUUCAUUUCUUGCGGACUUCUGUCGAGGAUUAUACCUCGACCGCCCCCGAAGACUUGGAAAAUGCACCGCCUGCGUUACAGGAGCUGGGGGCAUGCGCCGCCUCCCUCUCGUUGUCUGGCUUCCAAAGGGACGAGAACGGUGAGGAGGACGUCGAGGUGCUGCUGGGCCAUUUAAUGCGUCUGACGCAGCCUGUUGAGGGCGGACAACGGCAUGCCAAGGAAGAAAGAGAGGAGGAGCAGGAGGAGGAGCAGGAGGAGGAGCAGGAGGAGGAGGAGGGGGUGGAACGACGGUAG
Messenger RNA from Nannochloropsis gaditana CCMP526, 375 nucleotides. RefSeq lists its product as uncharacterized. The transcript is spliced from 2 exons. Bases 1 to 375 code for a protein of 124 amino acids. The record is from RefSeq and is a predicted model, not a curated record.